AUGUUCGCAGAGACUACGACGAGUGUAAGGCUGUCAUCAAAGAGCAGCUCCAGGAGUCUCAUGGGCUGUGUGAAUAUGCCGUCUAUGUUCAAGACAUGUUCCAUUCUGAACCCUCGAAGCGCUGACAACCUCAAGCAGGUGGCACGAUCGCUGUUUCUUUUGGGGAAGCACAAGGCAGCCAUUGAAGUGUACAACGAAGCAGCUAAACUCGAUGAAAAGGACUGGGAGAUCAGCCACAACCUGGGUGUGUGCUACAUGUACCUGAAACACUUCAACAAGGCACGAGACCAGCUAAACAAUGCCCUGGAGCUCAACAGACAUGAUCUGACUUACAUGAUGCUGGGGAAAAUUCACUUAUUGGAAGGGGAGAUGGAUAAAGCCAUUGAAGUCUACAAAAAAGCCGUAGAGUUUUCUCCAGAAAAUACAGACCUCCUUACAACACUGGGGUUACUUUACUUGCAGCUUGGGGAUUACCAGAAGGCUUUUGAACACCUUGGAAACGCACUUACUUACGACCCAGGCAACUACAAGGCUACCUUGGCAGCUGGCAGCAUGAUGCAGGCCCAUGGAGAUUUUGACGUUGCCCUCUCCAAAUACAGGGUGGUAGCCAGCACUGUGCCUGAAAGCCCCCCGCUGUGGAACAACAUUGGGAUGUGCUUCUUCGGGAAGAAGAAAUAUGUAGCAGCUAUCAGUUGCCUGAAGCGGGCAAACUACUUGGCUCCCUUUGACUGGAAGAUUCUGUACAAUUUGGGGUUAGUCCACCUCACGAUGCAGCAGUACGCUUCUGCUUUCCAUUUCCUCAGUGCUGCCAUCAACUUCCAGCCGAAGAUGGGAGAGCUGUAUAUGCUCCUUGCAGUUGCUCUGACAAACCUUGAAGACAUUGAGAAUGCAAAACGUUCCUAUGAGCAAGCUGUGGCACUGGACAAGUGCAACCCCCUCGUCAACCUGAACUACGCCGUCCUGCUUUAUAACCAGGGUGACAAGAAGGGAGCCCUCUGCCAGUACCAGGAGAUGGAGAAGAAGGUCAAUGCAGUGAAGGAGAGCAGUACUCUUGACUUUGACCCUGAGAUGGUGGAGGUUGCCCAGAAGAUGGGAGCUGCCCUGCAGGUCGGGGAGAGCCUGGUCUGGACUAAGUCUUCCAAAGAGUCUAAAUCCAAGCAGAGAGCUGCUCUGUCAGUGAAAUCCUCCAGCACUCAGCAGCCUUUGGGCUCUAACCAGGCGCUGGGUCAAGCCAUGUCCUCAGCUGCGGGGUAUGGGAAAACCAUGCACCUUCCCCCAGGCGCUGGAGCAUCGGCUCCGCUUGCAAAGCCUCCCUCACUGCCUCUGGAACCAGAACCGGGCUCAGAAAUGAGCCCCGAGGAGACGAAUGGCACCGAGGAACAGAGGAAAGAAAAGCGCAAGAGCCGGCAGGCAGCGGACUAG
Cariama cristata (Red-legged seriema) is the source of this 1422-nucleotide messenger RNA. RefSeq names its product Bardet-Biedl syndrome 4 (gene BBS4). The transcript is spliced from 14 exons. NCBI's taxonomy places the organism in Eukaryota, Metazoa, Chordata, Aves, Cariamiformes, Cariamidae. Gene Ontology annotation, cellular component: ciliary basal body. Gene Ontology annotation, molecular function: protein binding. The coding region runs from base 1 to 1422 and encodes 473 amino acids. The record is from RefSeq and is a predicted model, not a curated record. Gene Ontology annotation, biological process: cilium assembly; protein localization to cilium.